Messenger RNA from Lactuca sativa (garden lettuce), 825 nucleotides. RefSeq lists its product as uncharacterized. Lineage: Eukaryota; Viridiplantae; Streptophyta; Magnoliopsida; Asterales; Asteraceae. The record is from RefSeq and is a predicted model, not a curated record. Gene Ontology annotation, cellular component: plasma membrane.
ACUCUCUCACCAUCACUCACACACAUAACACAUUCUUCUUGUCGUUCAUCCAAAUCCAAUUCCAAGCUUAAAUUAAAUCAAUCAUGGAUCGCAACGCUGCCCUCCUCACUGCCCUCAUCUGCAUUAUCUUCUCUUCCGUCGCCGCUCAAUCACCUUCCUCCUCCCCCACCGCCACCCCAACCACCACCACUCCACCACCACAAGCCAUCUCAUCUCCACCACCAACCGUCGCAUCGCCACCUGUCUCAACUCCUCCACCCGUUGCCACUCCUCCGCCAGUCAGCUCACCACCACCUGUAGCCACUCCACCUCCUGUAUCCUCACCACCACCUGUAGCCACUCCACCUCCUGUUGCCUCACCACCACCUGUAGCCACUCCCCCUCCUGUCGCGUCACCACCACCAGCAGCCACUCCUCCUCCUGCAGCUUCACCACCACCAGCUCCCGUCCCAGUCUCUUCCCCAGUCGUGACUCCAUCGGCUGCACCAUCUCCCUUAACUUCGAGCCCACCAGCACCACCUACUGGAGCACCUUCUCCGGCCGUCACCACCACUGGUGUAUCUCCGGCACCAUCAGCUACUGACGUGAGUGGAGUUGAGAAGAUGGGAUCGAUGGUUGGAAGCUUGGUUUUCGGAUGUGCUCUUGUCUACUCGUUGAUCUAGAGAGAUGUAUAUUUUCUAAAUCGUCUACAGUCAUCAUCUAUGACCGAUAUUCAUAUAUUUUGAUUCAUUGUAUUUUGAAGUGAAAUUAGUUGGGAUUCUUUUGAGGACGAUGUUUUUUUUGUGUAUUUCGGGGGACUUAUUAUAUUAUUAUUAUUAUCUCUUA